CGCUUUUCUGACAGCGGAACUGUGAGCAGGGGGUGCCGGUUUCCGGCCGGACGAGUGAUCAGCUGCACUGGAUAUCAAUGUAGCUGUGAGAGUGUGUGAGGGCAGAGAGGAGAAACAGCGUGUGUCUAUAGGGAGGGCGGCAGGACACAGAUUGCUGCAAAAGUUGGACUCCAACAAUGGCUCGGGUAGUACGAAUCUUUAAGACUCUUCGCAACCACUGGAAAAAAAGCACUGCCGGAUUUUGUUUGUUGGCUUACGGAAGCCAUUGGAUUUAUGGUAAACACUGUGAUAACUUACUGAGAAGAGCCGCCUGUGAAGAAGCGCAGGUCUUUGAAAACCACCAGAUUCUCCCCCAUUCGGCAAUAAAGAAAGCGACUGUGUUUUUAAAUCUGGCAGCGUGUAAAGGGAAAGCAAUGACCCUCUUUGAGAAGAAUGCAGCCCCCAUCCUACAUUUAGCCGGCAUAGAUAUCACCCUUGUAAAGACAGAUUAUGAAGGUCAGGCAAAGAAUCUGCUGGAACUCAUGGAAAAGACAGAUCUGAUCAUUGUUGCUGGAGGAGAUGGAACUCUGCAAGAGGUCAUCACGGGGCUCCUGCGCAGGGAAGGUCAGGUACCCCUCAGUAAAAUCCCCAUCGCAUUCAUCCCUCUGGAAGGGACCAACACACUUAGUCACACCCUCUAUCCUGAAAGGGAGAAUAAGGUCCAGCAGAUCACAGAGGCAGCACUUUCCAUCCUAAAAGGGGAGACUGUUGCACUGGAUAUCCUCCAGAUAAAGGGGGAGCAAGAUCAGCCUGUGUUUGCAGUGCAGGGAAUACGAUGGGGCAGCUACCGGGAUGCGUCUUUGAAAUCCAGCAACCUGUCGCCAUGGCAACAGCCUCGUUACCUGUUGGAACCUGUCAAUUCUCAGCACCCACGCACUCUGGAUUCCAUGAGUAUCUGUACAGAACCCGACGCCAUCAGUAAAGGGCAAUUUAUCCAGUUGGGUGUUGAGAAGAUGACUGACCCCCUCUUGCCCCCCGGCGACUCCCAGGUUCUACUUGCCAGUCGCUGCAGCCUGCACCUCCCCCAGGGAACGGAGGGGCAUUUCAGCAUCGAUUCUGAGGAGUACGAGGCCAUGUCGGUGGAUGUGACUCUCUUGCCCCGCAAGCUGCACUUUCUGUGCCAUCCCACGAGGAAACAAGAGCUGCUGCAGAGACCAACUGCAACCGGGCACUGCUAGUAUUAGCGACCAAUGCAAUGACCACUGCUAGUAACUAGCACCACCAGGUGGCUGAAGGCAGUAGUUCCACCCAACACAGGGGCAACAUGGGAAGCUCACCCGUCGUAAUGCCAUCAGUACAGAGACGUUGUAGUUCAACUGUACCUCUCACCAACGACACAUGGAAUCUUUCUGUUCCUGCAACACAGUGUGAGGGGUAAGUUGGAACACCAGGGGGUUAGUUCUACGGAACAGAACCAGUCCCUCAUCUGAUUGAGCUGGAGAUCAGGAACAUUGGAUCCAAACAGCACAGCCAGGGGAAAGAAUCCAAUAACCCCCAAACCGGGUUUGUUUUUCGUCUCCUGAUAAGUAAAAAUGAAUAAAUGUGUUUUUUUUUGCUUCUCUGUCA
Xenopus laevis (African clawed frog) is the source of this 1605-nucleotide messenger RNA. RefSeq names its product acylglycerol kinase L homeolog (gene agk.L). The coding region runs from base 177 to 1217 and encodes 346 amino acids. Gene Ontology annotation, molecular function: phosphotransferase activity, alcohol group as acceptor; kinase activity; lipid kinase activity. The transcript is spliced from 14 exons. Gene Ontology annotation, biological process: sphingosine biosynthetic process; ceramide biosynthetic process; sphingolipid metabolic process. Gene Ontology annotation, cellular component: membrane; mitochondrion; mitochondrial intermembrane space. NCBI's taxonomy places the organism in Eukaryota, Metazoa, Chordata, Amphibia, Anura, Pipidae. The record is from RefSeq and is a predicted model, not a curated record.